AUGGCAUUAGCAGAUUACCAGCAGGUUCGCCUAGUCAGCACUUUUACUGCCCCUAAGUCAUCCAAUGCCAAUGAUUUUGGGGCCUUUAUGAAUGACUUGUUAGAGGUAACCUGUUUCAUCAUUUCAUUAGGACUCUUGGGAAAGAUAAAGCGCUACCUCUCCAAGAGGCCACUGCCAUCUCCAGAUGACCGGAAGAAGUUUGAUCAUGAGUUUGCCCUCUCCACUUCCUUUCACGGAAUCCACAACAUUGCCCAGAACCGGAGCAGGGUUCGCAAGGCGAUCUGGCUGUCCGUGGUGCUGGGCUCUGUCUCGCUCGUGGUGUGGCAAAUCUACAGUCGCUUGGUCAACUUCUUCACGUGGCCCACCACAACAUCUGUAGAGGUGCAGUAUGUGGAAAAAAUCGAGUUCCCAGCUGUGACAUUCUGUAACUUGAAUAGAUUCCAAGCAGAGGCUGUAUCAAAAUUUGGCAUCAUUUUCUUCUUGUGGGAUGUAGUUUCCAAAGUCCUCCGCCUUCAGGAAGUUAGUGGCAACAUCACUCACUCUCCAGAGACCUUAGAUUUUGUUACAAGUCACCAAAACUUCAGCAUUACAGAAUUUGUCAAGAACAAUGGUUUUUAUCUCAAUCGGGACACUUUGUUGGACUGUAAAUUUUUUGGAAAACCAUGUGGUCCAAAGGAUUUCAAACAUGUCUUUACUGAAUACGGAAAUUGCUUUACUUUUAACCACGGUGAGAAUUUCCAAAGCAAGAAUAAAGUGAGCUUGUCUGGAAGAGGCUUAAAGCUGCUCUUCAAUGUCCAUCAGGAGGAAUUUACUGAUAACCCCUUGCCUGGUUAUGCUGAUGCUGGGAUCAUCUUUGUCAUUCACUCGCCAAAGAAGGAGCCGCAGUUUGAUGGCUUAGGUCUGUCUUGUCCUGUGGGCAUGCACUCACGGGUGACCAUCCGCCAACUGAAGACAGUCCACCAGGAGUACCCGUGGGGGGAGUGCAAGCCUGACAUCAAGCUGAAGAGCUUCACCACCUACAACACCUACAGCUGUCUGAAGGAGUGCAAAGCCCAGCACAUACAGAGGCUGUGCGGAUGCUUGCCCUUCCUGCUCCCAGGAAAUGGUAUCGAAUGUGAUCUACUAAAACACUACAACUGUGUAUCUCCUAUCAUUGACCACAUUGAGCUAGGGGGGCUGUGCACGAUGGGAACACACAACUCCAGCUGCCCUGUGUCAUGUGAAGAAAUAGAAUACCCAGCUACUGUUUCCUAUUCUACUUUCCCAAGCCAGAGAGCAUUAAAGUUUCUGGCGAAGAAAUUGAAUCAAAGCCAAGAAUAUCUCAGCGAGAAUCUUGUGAACAUUGAAAUAAACUAUAGUGACUUAAACUAUAAGAUAACACAGCAACAGAAGGCAGUGAGCGUCCCUGAGUUACUCGCCGAUGUUGGCGGUCAGCUGGGACUAUUUUGUGGAGCGAGUCUGAUUACCAUUAUAGAAAUUAUUGAAUAUGUAUUGACCAAUUUCUACUGGAUAUUCAUUUUCCUUUUGCUGAAAAUACUUGAAAUGAUCCAGAGGUCUCCUCCACCUCAGGCAGUAUAGAAAAAUGUUAAUAUUAUGUUAGAACAAAGUAUUGUUUUUUUUCUUCAUUAAUACAUAUAAUUAUAAUGGCUCAUUCAUUGUUACGGACUUUAUGUCAUACUUUGGAAAGUCUAAUAAAAUCACUGAAGAUUCCUAUUUCUGUAUUGUUUAAUAUAGUCUGUUUGCCUAAUUAUUUUUCUAUUGUAAACUGGGCACAGAAAAUAGUAACAAUUACAUAAUAGGCAUCCUUUACCUUUAUAUAAUAAUUAAUGGAAAAAUAUUUUAUAACUAAAUAUGGUAAUCACAUCUAUUGAACUGUAUAUGGUUGUGAGGAUUAUUUUAAAUGUCAACCUGCCACAACCUAGAAUCACCCUUAGUCUUUGAAGAAUUCUGUAGUCUGGGUUGGCCCGUGGACAGAUCUGCUGUUAACUGACCCAGCUCAGUAUAGGCAGCAUCAUUCCCUAGGCUGGGCCUGAACUUUUAAAAGACUGAAGGAAGCUACAAGCAGUCAAGAGAGAACCCAUGCAGCUACCUGCUCUCUGCUCUUGACUAUGGAUGUCAGGUUUUAAGUUCCUGCCUUGACUCCCACUCGGGGAUGGGCUGUGAUCUGGACUCGUAAGUCAAAGAAAACCCUUUCUUCCUUGGUUGCUUUUUGUUGAGGGUAUUUUUUAUCAUAACAUCAAAAUCAAAGCUAGAACCAUGGAUCAUUAAGACAAUUGUUCAUUUAGGAACCAAGUGUACAUAAUUUAUGCUUUCUAAACUUGGAAUUAUUUUCAUUAAAUCGGAGCAUUUUUGAUCUUCUGCAUGGUUUUAUAACUGAUUAGGGGGUGCAGGAAUCUGCAUUCCCUGUACAGAUGGAUUCAUAAAAUCAAUGUAAUUGAAACUGGAGCCGAAUCUGUGGUAGAGAGGGCUGCACAUUCCCUUCUAGCAACUCUUAUGCGCUUAUUUAAGCUAGAGAAGAAUCCAACAGUUCCAUUUAUGUUUUAGGCAAUCAACCACUUUCAGCCUCUUGGAAUGCUCAUUCAAUAGAGAAUUGCUCAAAAGCCUUCUUUAACACACAAAACGAUAAUCAAAGAACUCUCACUCCCGGGCUGAGGGUGCAAUUAGUUUGUGCUUAGCUUGUGUGAGGACCUAGUUUUCAGUCGGCUGCAAAAACAAUAUCAAUCUAAUUCCUAGUUCUUUCUGUUUGGUUCCAUUUUUUUCUUCCCGGCUGCAUGGCAUCGCCACUCUUGUUGGCUCAGGUAGUUGAGAGAAAUGGCCUGACAACCAUCACAUACUGACGUGAAGGACAUUGUUGAGAAUGAGUAUUGAUUAUCAACUGUUUACACUGGUUCCCAGAAUCCAGAUAAUUCCUGUCAUUUAAAUAUAUAAGUGCUAUCUGUUUUGGAAUUGGUGGUGAGAAAAGAAAAUACCUGUGCUGUGAAAAAAGUUUUAAA
This is a messenger RNA of Alexandromys fortis (reed vole), 2993 nucleotides long. RefSeq names its product acid sensing ion channel subunit family member 5 (gene Asic5). Gene Ontology annotation, cellular component: plasma membrane. The record is from RefSeq and is a predicted model, not a curated record. Gene Ontology annotation, molecular function: ligand-gated sodium channel activity. NCBI's taxonomy places the organism in Eukaryota, Metazoa, Chordata, Mammalia, Rodentia, Cricetidae. The transcript is spliced from 10 exons. Gene Ontology annotation, biological process: sodium ion transmembrane transport. Bases 1 to 1578 code for a protein of 525 amino acids.